Messenger RNA from Lutra lutra (Eurasian river otter), 777 nucleotides. RefSeq names its product NHP2 ribonucleoprotein (gene NHP2). Gene Ontology annotation, biological process: snRNA pseudouridine synthesis; rRNA pseudouridine synthesis. The coding region runs from base 87 to 554 and encodes 155 amino acids. Gene Ontology annotation, molecular function: box H/ACA snoRNA binding. The record is from RefSeq and is a predicted model, not a curated record. Lineage: Eukaryota; Metazoa; Chordata; Mammalia; Carnivora; Mustelidae. The transcript is spliced from 4 exons. Gene Ontology annotation, cellular component: box H/ACA snoRNP complex; nucleolus.
GGACGCGGUGACCCGGAAGUGGUUCUGAGGCCCGGGCCGCGUGGAGACCCCCCGGCGAGGGCUACCUAGUUGCCGCGGCCGCCGCGAUGACCAAAAUAAAGGCAGAUCCCGACGGGCCGGAGGCUCAGGCGCAGGCGGAGGCGUGCCUCGGGGAGCGCACUUACCACGAGCUGCUGGUGAACCUGAACCCCAUCGCGCAGCCCCUGGCCUCUCGCCGUCUCACGCGGAAGCUCUACAAGUGCAUCAAGAAAGCCGUAAAGCAGAAGCAGAUUCGGCGCGGGGUGAAGGAGGUUCAGAAGUUUAUCAACAAAGGCGAGAAAGGGAUCAUGGUUUUGGCAGGAGACACGUUGCCCAUUGAGGUAUACUGCCAUCUCCCAGUUAUGUGUGAGGACCGGAAUCUGCCCUACGUCUAUAUCCCCUCUAAGACGGACCUGGGUGCAGCUGCGGGCUCCAAACGCCCCACCUGUGUGAUCAUGGUCAAGCCCCAUGAAGAGUACCAGGAGGCUUAUGAUGAGUGCCUAGAGGAGGUGCAGGCCCUGCCACCCCCCAUUUGAAGGACCUGGGCACCCGCUCCGGAAGCUGCAGGGCUGGCUGUGGGCCAGCUCGAUGCCCCUGGGCGCCCGUGCUCGCACCUCUCCCUGGGCCCCCUGCGGCCCGUCUUCCUCCAGGCUACUCUGCCAGCUCGUCCAGGAAGGCAGAGCUGGCAUCUUCUCCCUUCGGCACCAGUGCAGACGGUCCCCAAAAUGGAGUGUGGGGGAAGUAAAUGCUAAGACUAAA